AUGGACGACCAAGUCAAGUCUUACCCAAUGCAUGACACCCCUCGGGUCGUGGAUAAAAAAGACUCGAACAAAGAUUACUUCAGGCAAGCGCAAUUCGCUGGCGGUUGGAUACCUGGCAUGGAUCCCAAAGUGGACUAUACAGGGGUGUUCGAAUUCGGCGGUUCACUUGGAACCUUGGCACUUAUGAUAGGCUUCCCAUUCCUAAUGUGGUACAUGUGGAUUGGCGCUGCAUACUAUGAUGGGAAGCUACCUCUGCCGCAAAACGGAGAGUCGUGGGUGGUCUUUGGAAAGCAUCUGUGUCACCUUGUUUACACCGAUGCGUUCCCACAUUUCAGAGCGUGGCGCAUCUACUGGACCUUUUACAUCUUUGAGGCAGCAUGCUACAUCUUCAUGCCUGGAUUCACGUGCCAUGGGAAGGCUCUUUCCCAUCUGAAAGGCAAACGGCUGGAAUAUUAUUGCUCAGCUUACAGUAGCUUGUAUUUCACAAUCGUCCUCAUGUUCUUUCUACACUACACUGGAAUGUUCCCAAUCUACACCAUCCUGGAUGAAUUCGGUCCUCUGAUGUCGGUGGCGAUUCUUUCUGGAUUCCUCGCCAGCUUUUUUGCUUAUUUUUCUGCGUUCGCUCGCGGUGCUCAGCACCGUAUCACUGGUUACCCCAUCUACGACUUCUUCAUGGGAGUUGAGCUGAACCCACGGAUGUUCGGAAUCAUGGACUUUAAGAUGUUCUACGAAGUCCGCAUUCCAUGGUUCAUGCUCUUGGGUUUGAGCUGCGCGGCUGCGACUCGCCAAUAUGAACUCUACGGAUAUGUUUCUGGUGAGGUGUUGUUCCUUGUCAUGGCGCAUUUUCUUUACGCCAACGCCUGCGCCAAAGCAGAACACCUCAUCACUACAACAUGGGACAUGUACCAGGAGAAACUGGGAUUCUUGUUGAUCUUCUGGAACAUGGCUGGUGUCCCUAUGUCUUACUGCCACUGCGUCCUGUACCUGGAUAGUCGCCACCCAUCGACAUAUGCGUGGAAUAAGGAUGCAUUGAAGCUAUUGUUUGUGUCAUAUCUUUUCGUCUACUGGGUCUGGGACACAGCAAACAGCCAGAAGAAUACCUUCCGCAUGAUGGAGCGAGGCAAAUUGGUGAACCGCAGCACAUUCCCCCAGCUUCCUUGGCGACAUGUUGACAACCCAAAAACACUUGAGACAGAGACGGGCGAUGUGAUUUUCGUUGAUGGGUGGUAUGGGUUGGCUCGCAAAGUCCACUACAGCUGCGAUAUGUUUUUCGCUUUGUCGUGGGCACUGAUCACCGGGUUUGAUAGCCCCCUUCCAUGGUUUUAUCCUGUCUUCUUCGCCGUCAUGAUUAGCCACCGUGCCAUGAGGGAUAUCCACAAGUGUAAAACCAAGUAUGGAUCGACUUGGGAUGAGUACGAGAAGCAGGUUCCAUACCUCUUCAUUCCGGUAAGUUCUUACUACAACUUUUUUAAGGAUCCAAAUACUCACUCCUAG
Molecule: messenger RNA, 1494 nt
Organism: Penicillium digitatum Pd1
Lineage: Eukaryota; Fungi; Ascomycota; Eurotiomycetes; Eurotiales; Aspergillaceae
Product: Acyl-CoA N-acyltransferase
Biological process (GO): ergosterol biosynthetic process
Cellular component (GO): endoplasmic reticulum membrane
Molecular function (GO): Delta24(24-1) sterol reductase activity
Source: RefSeq, a predicted model, not a curated record